Messenger RNA from Peromyscus maniculatus bairdii (prairie deer mouse), 3975 nucleotides. RefSeq names its product protein tyrosine phosphatase non-receptor type 6 (gene Ptpn6). NCBI's taxonomy places the organism in Eukaryota, Metazoa, Chordata, Mammalia, Rodentia, Cricetidae. Gene Ontology annotation, biological process: peptidyl-tyrosine dephosphorylation; cell differentiation; intracellular signal transduction. Gene Ontology annotation, molecular function: phosphotyrosine residue binding; non-membrane spanning protein tyrosine phosphatase activity. The record is from RefSeq and is a predicted model, not a curated record. Gene Ontology annotation, cellular component: cytoplasm.
UGUGUGCCACGGCACCUAGCAAGACUGUGGAACCCAGGGCUUCCUACAUGCAGAGCGAGCGCUUUACUCAGAGCCGCACUCCAGCCCUUGUUGGCUUUCAUACUUUUAUUUUUCCUAUUUUUUGAAACGUAGCAUAUAUACUAUGAAUAAAUACUAAGCACACAACAAACUCUAUACUUAUUCAUGACUUUACUGGGUCUGGUGCAGAAAUGGAACCCAGGACCUUAUGUGUGCUACCGCUGAGCUCCAUCUCAAGCAUCAUACAGUUUUGGAAAAAGUGCAAGGGAGCCAGAUGUGGUGGUGAUGCCAAUACUCCCCGCUACUCGAGAGGCUGAGGCAGGAGGAUUGUAAGUUCAAGGCUACAGAGUGAGUUCCAGAUUAGCCUGGGCAACUUAGCGAUACCCUGUCUCAAAAUAAAAGAUAAAAAGAGAACUGGGGAUGCAGCUCAGUGAUGGAGCAUUUGCCUAGCAUGUUUGAGGUCCUAGGUUCCAUUCCUAGGACUGCAGAAAUGUAAAAAUGAAUCAAUGAAUAAGAAGAAAUGGGCUGGAGGAGUUGCCUCAGGGAUUGGUUCUUUUUUUUUGAAAUAGGGUCUCACUAUAUAGCACUGGCUGCCCUGGAACUCACGCUGUAGACCAGGCUGGCCUCAAACUCACAGAGAUCCGUCUGCCUCUGCCUCCCAAGUACUAAGAUUAAAGGGGUGCACCACCAUGCAUGGCUAGGGCCUGGGUUCUAAUUCCAGUGUGGCAAAAAUACCAAAACUAACCAAUCAAAACACCACAAAUAACUCCCCCUAAAGGAUAUAAGGGCCUCUGUCCCAGCUCUGUUCCCCAGCAGCCUGCGUUCCACCUGAAGGAAAACAUCAGUAGGAGUUACUUGAAUCUUUUGUUGGGUGGAUUGUAUUUCCUCUGGUCUUGGCUUGUUAGUGUUUGCACUUUUUUUUUUUUAAAUUUAUAUUGAGAAUUACACACACCAUCAUAAGCCUUUGAGCUGAGAGUUCCUAAAAACAACUAUCCCUGUGAGAGCAUCUGCCAUUGUUGGAACCUUGGCCACCACCCUAGCCUCCGAGACACACACACACACACACACACACACACACACACACCUGAUCAGAGUCCACAAGUAGAAAAGGCCCACAAUUGACAAUGCUGUGUGAGGUUGUCUUGUAGGGACUCUCUGGAGUGACAGUGGACUAGGAGUCUAUUGGCCACUGUUCUUUGGGUCCCGAGGGCUGGCAGGCAGUAUUUAAAAAUCAUUGGUUUUGAAACUAAACUAUUUAGGUCUGAAUCAUGCAAUUUUCUAAGUUCAAGGCCUGGGGCAGUUCCUCAAACUUCUUAGCCUCAGUUUCCUUGUCUGUAAAGUGGGUUUAAAGAUAGAGCCUGUGCAAUGAGGCUGUGGUGAGGUAUAGCCCACAGGAGGCAUGUAAAUGACAUUGUAGCAAUGAGUCUGGCAUGUGGCAACACUCCAUUAAAUGACAGUGUCCGGGUGCACCAUCAUUAUUAGAUUGUGCCAAAGAAUGCUGAGUGGAGGCAUCUGGGGGAGGAGGAAGAGCCGACCUGGUGACCAUGAGCAUUCACACGUGUGAAUGUUGGCCUGGAGGGGCGGAGGGCCGCGCACACGUGUCCUUAUCUCUUGAGUCAUGAAUGUUCAGGGCCACACUCCUGCCUUUGAUGGCAGACUGUGGGAAGUGGGCCCUCCCCCACCCUGCCACCCUUCUGCUUCUCUUCCCUUGCUCUGAAAAGAGAAGUACAAGUGAGUUCCCCCAAGGGGUCGGCCGCGCCCCUUCCUGUCUCCGCCCUCCUGGCUGCCCCAGGCCAGUAGAGUGGUAGCCCGGGAGCGGGGCAGCAGGUUGGGGUUUUGUUGGAGGCUUGGGCUCUGAGAGCCUUGCUGGAGGCUCAGCCCGAGAGGUUUCCACCUGUCCAGACAGGCUGUGCCCUCCACAUUCUCAGCAGCCAAUUCAGCAAGAGCCCCAGGAUGGUGAGGUGGUUUCACCGGGACCUCAGUGGGCCUGAUGCGGAGACCCUGCUCAAGGGCCGGGGAGUCCCUGGGAGCUUCCUGGCUCGGCCCAGUCGCAAGAACCGGGGUGAUUUCUCCCUCUCAGUCAGGGUGGAUGACCAGGUGACCCACAUUCGGAUCCAGAACUCGGGGGACUUCUAUGACCUGUACGGAGGGGAGAAGUUUGCGACCCUGACGGAGCUGGUGGAGUAUUAUACUCAUCAGCAGGGCAUCCUUCAGGACCGAGACGGCACCAUCAUCCACCUCAAGUACCCACUGAACUGCUCGGACCCCACGAGCGAGAGGUGGUACCAUGGUCACAUGUCUGGAGGGCAAGCAGAAUCCCUGCUGCAGGCCAAGGGCGAGCCCUGGACGUUCCUUGUGCGAGAGAGUCUCAGCCAGCCCGGCGAUUUCGUGUUGUCUGUGCUCAAUGACCAGCCCAAAGCUGGCCCAGGCUCCCCUCUCAAGGUCACGCACAUCAAGGUCAUGUGUGAGGGUGGACGCUAUACCGUGGGUGGCUCGGAGACCUUUGACAGCCUCACAGACCUGGUGGAGCACUUCAAGAAGACGGGGAUCGAGGAGGCCUCAGGUGCCUUUGUCUACCUGCGGCAGCCUUACUAUGCCACUCGGGUAAAUGCUGCGGACAUCGAGAACCGGGUCUUGGAACUGAACAAGAAGCAGGAGGCAGAAGACACAGCCAAGGCCGGCUUCUGGGAAGAGUUUGAGAGUCUGCAAAAGCAGGAGGUAAAAAACUUGCACCAGCGCCUGGAAGGCCAGCGACCGGAGAACAAGAGCAAGAACCGCUACAAGAACAUUCUUCCCUUUGACCACAGUCGAGUCAUCCUGCAGGGACGGGACAGUAACAUUCCCGGGUCUGACUACAUCAAUGCUAACUACGUCAAGAACCAGCUGCUAGGUCCAGAUGAGAACGCUAAGACCUACAUCGCCAGCCAGGGCUGUCUGGAGGCCACAGUUAAUGACUUCUGGCAGAUGGUCUGGCAGGAGAACACCCGAAUCAUCGUCAUGACCACCCGCGAGGUGGAGAAGGGCCGGAACAAGUGUGUCCCAUACUGGCCGGAGGUGGGCACUCAGCGAGUCUACGGCCUCUACUCGGUGACCAACUGUGAAGAGCACGACACAGCAGAAUAUAAACUCCGCACUUUACAGAUCUCCCCACUGGACAAUGGGGACCUGGUUCGGGAGAUAUGGCACUACCAGUACCUGAGCUGGCCUGACCAUGGGGUCCCCAGUGAGCCUGGGGGUGUCCUCAGCUUCCUGGACCAGAUCAACCAGCGACAGGAUCGUUUGCCUCACGCAGGGCCCAUCAUUGUGCAUUGCAGUGCGGGCAUUGGCCGAACCGGCACCAUCAUCGUCAUUGACAUGCUCAUGGAGAGCAUCUCCACCAAGGGGCUGGACUGUGACAUUGACAUCCAGAAGACCAUCCAGAUGGUACGGGCACAGCGCUCUGGCAUGGUGCAGACGGAGGCACAGUACAAGUUCAUUUACGUGGCCAUUGCCCAGUACAUUGAAACAACCAAGAAGAAACUGGAGAUUAUACAAUCCCGGAAGGGCCAGGAGUCGGAGUAUGGGAAUAUCACCUACCCUCCUGCUAUGAGGAGUGCCCACGCCAAGGCCUCCCGUACCUCCUCCAAACACAAGGAGGAGGUGUAUGAAAACGUGCACAGCAAGAACAAGAAGGAAGAGAAAGUGAAGAAGCAGCGGUCAGCAGACAAGGAGAAGAGCAAAGGUUCCGUCAAGAGGAAGUGAGCUGGGCUUUCAUCUGCAGGUGGCCAUGCAUCAGCCUCAAUCCCUGCAGAGGCCUCCACUGGACAGAUCAAGACCCCUGGCUCACACCAGCCCCCGGGACCACGGCCAUCCUCUUGUAAUUUAAAUGGCUGUGGUCCUCUGAAUCUGUACAUAGCCCAGCAAGUCCCCAGGCAAAGCCAGAUUCCUAUUCUUGUAAAUAAAGCCCCCGGACCACUG